AUGAAUAAGUUUUAUAUCCAAUUUGUUUUAUUUCUUUUAACCAUCUCCCUAUAUGUGAAUAAUAAAACCCUUGCAUCUGACCCUGCUCCAGGAACAUCUACAACACCCGAAUCAACACAUCAUUAUCCUACUUCAGAAGUAUAUGAAAAAAACAAGCACCUAUUAAGUACCGAUCCAGAAGAAACUAUAAAUGCGGAAAAACAUAUGGAAGAAAUUGUAGAAUAUUUCUAUAGGCAUGUUAUAGGUGCGUAUGGUUUAAAGGAUAGUCGUGAGAAAAAAAAUAAAUUGGGUUGGAUGUAUGGAUUUAAAAAAAACUAUCAAGACAAUAGAUAUAUUGAAAGAAUACAUUAUCGUCCAUAUUAUGAUUCAAAUCAUCGUCCAAAAUAUAUUCCCAAUAUGCAUGAUCAAAUAACAAGCAUGUUAUGGGAUCCCGAUUGUAAAAAACCUUUCAAUGAUGGCUCUUUUAAAAUUGCCCGUGUGUACAAUCCAAAUUUAGUAAUGAUACAACAACGUUACGGAGGUAGUUCUAUGAACUCUCAGAAAUAUUUUUAUGCUUUAGCUGCAUAUGUUGAAAAAUCAAAAAGAAAAAGUAUGAUUGUCAUGGCUAUAGUAGAUAUAAAUGAUCCCAACCCUUCCAAUAAAGAAUAUAAAGACGCAAUCAUAAAAAACGCAAAUUUAUUAAAAACUACAAUUGAUUCUGAAGAUCAUAUUAGACAAGGAAAAUUAGAAAAACCGUUUGUUAACAUAGCUGGAUAUUUCAUAGAUGAAUUUUCAUCAACUGAUUUUAAUAUCGUCUAUGCCAAAUCUUUUGAUAAAAAUGCUCCCGAUGUUCUCGAUAAUCCCGAUGUUCUCGGUGCUCUCGGUGCUCUCAAUUGUUCCAAAGCUUCCUAUUCUCUCGAUGUUUCCGGUAUUACCGAUGCUCUCGAUGGUUCCAAAGCUCCCGCUCCCAAAAAAAAGAGCUGUUUCCUAUGUUGUUAA
Plasmodium berghei ANKA is the source of this 978-nucleotide messenger RNA. RefSeq names its product fam-a protein. The transcript is spliced from 6 exons. The record is from RefSeq and is a predicted model, not a curated record. The coding region runs from base 1 to 978 and encodes 325 amino acids. NCBI's taxonomy places the organism in Eukaryota, Apicomplexa, Aconoidasida, Haemosporida, Plasmodiidae.